Molecule: messenger RNA, 1572 nt
Organism: Malassezia globosa CBS 7966
Lineage: Eukaryota; Fungi; Basidiomycota; Malasseziomycetes; Malasseziales; Malasseziaceae
Exons: 1
Coding region: 1-1572 (523 amino acids)
Biological process (GO): nucleocytoplasmic transport
Cellular component (GO): nuclear pore
Molecular function (GO): structural constituent of nuclear pore
Source: RefSeq, a predicted model, not a curated record
AUGUCGCUUUUUGGUGGUGGUGCGUCGUCAACGCCGAACCCAGGACAAACUGGUGGAUUCAACGCAGGUGCUCGAUCUAUGUCAUUCUCGGCAGGCACGAGUGGUUCUGGAUUCUCAUUUGGCGCACCCAACAAUGCGGCACCACAGUCUCAAGCUGGCAGUUUGUUUGGCUCAGCGCCGUCCAGCAAUCCCAGCACGAAUUCGUUCGCUAAUCCAUCAUCGAACAACAACACAGCUCUGAAGCCUGGAGGUCUUUUCGGCCAGAGUGCACCUACAAGUACGGCAGGUAGUGGGUUGUUUGGUCAAAGUACCACACAAGCAAGCAAACCUGGUGGCGGACUUUUUGGUCAAGGCACGCAGGCGAACAACACUGGUUCUGGGGGUGGUUUGUUUGGUCAAACCAAUAUACAGACAAAUAACACUAGUGGGGGUCUCUUUGGUCAAAGCUCGACGCAGCCAACUACCGCUAGCGGUGGGCUUUUUGGACAAAAUAUGCAGGCCCCCAACACUGGAGGGAAUCUUUUUGGUCAAAGUACAAAGUCGAAUAAUACUGGCGGGGGUCUUUUUGGUCAAAAUACUCAACCUAGCAGUACAGGUACUGGUCUCUUUGGACAAAGCACCAUGGCCAACAGCACUGGAACCGGUCUCUUUGGCCAAAGUACGACACAGCCGAACACUUCCGCUGGCGGUCUCUUCGGCGGUCAGCUUAAUACACAAUCAAGCAACGCGGGUGGUAGUCUCUUUGGGCAGAGUACCAAGCAGCCAGGCACGACCGGUGGCGUUUCUUUUGGUCAAAACAUGACGAGUAAUACUGCAAAUGUCGGUUCUGGCUCAGGUCUGUUUGGUUCGAAGCCGGCUGCCCCUACUCUUGGAAUAUCCUUAUCCGCCCCAUUGCAGAAUACAUCACCCCUAAUGCAGUAUGCUUAUUACCAACGAGAGCGAUACAAUGAGCUCCCAGAUGCUCAGCGGGCACUUCUUGAUUCUAUGGAAAAGUUUAUUACAUCUCAGGUGCAAAUCAAGCAUGAAUUGCGCGCGCGCAAUUCGAGUGAAAGUGUGCGCCAAUUGUUAUCGAGUGUGCAAGAGCUCAUGUCGGAGCAACAAGCACUGGCAGCGGUGCUUGAAGCAGACUCUAUCCGUCUGCAAUCUAUGUUGACUAAGGUUGAGCAGGAUCGCAAUGACAAUGCUGUGUUACAUCAAGUGGCAAUGCAUGCGAGAGACAAGCUUAGUGAUGGAAGCAGUUUUGUCGAUUGGCUGCGUCGUUUUUACGAGCGCGUGUCAAACGAAUAUGUGGCUCGAAUUCAACGUUACCGAUUAACAAUGGAGCAGUUGGAGCGUCAUCUUUUAUCGGCUGACCAACGAGAACAAUUUGCACCCCAGGUUAUCUCUGACAUUAUUCAUGAACAAAAUGUGCUUUUCAUGGCUCUCGCAGAGCAAGUAGCAACGCUGCAUGCUGAAAUCGACAUGCUCAAGAAAGAUUACGUCAAGUGGUAUCAAACUCGUUUUCACUCUGUACGUGACCCAUUUGCCCCCGUGGCUGCCGCUGCUACUGCUACUGCUACAGAUCGUCCCUAG